Molecule: messenger RNA, 894 nt
Organism: Mesoplodon densirostris (Blainville's beaked whale)
Lineage: Eukaryota; Metazoa; Chordata; Mammalia; Artiodactyla; Ziphiidae
Product: ras-related protein Rap-1b-like
Exons: 1
Coding region: 121-675 (184 amino acids)
Biological process (GO): negative regulation of synaptic vesicle exocytosis; Rap protein signal transduction; cellular response to cAMP
Cellular component (GO): plasma membrane
Molecular function (GO): GTPase activity; GTP binding; GDP binding
Source: RefSeq, a predicted model, not a curated record
CGGCGGUACCAGCAGGACCGCCGUGGCGCCGGUAGCAGCGACCCAGAGGGAGCGCGAGGCGACGCUGGCUGCGGGGACCCGGUGACAGCGUGAGAGGUACUAGAUUUUAAAGUUUGCACCAUGCGUGAGUAUAAGCUAGUCGUUCUUGGCUCCGGAGGAGUUGGAAAAUCUGCUCUGACUGUACAAUUUGUUCAAGGAAUUUUUGUUGAAAAAUAUGAUCCUACGAUAGAAGAUUCUUAUAGAAAGCAAGUUGAAGGAGAUGCACAACAGUGUAUGCUUGAAAUCUUGGAUACUGCAGGAACGGAACAAUUUACAGCAAUGAGGGAUUUGUACAUGAAAAACGGACAAGGCUUUGCAUUCGUUUAUUCCAUCACAGCACAGUCCACAUUUAAUGAUUUACAAGAUCUGAGAGAACAGAUUCUUCGAGUUAAAGACACUGAUGAUGUUCCAAUGAUUCUGGUUGGUAAUAAGUGUGACUUGGAAGAUGAAAGAGUUGUAGGAAAGGAACAAGGUCAAAAUUUAGCAAGACAAUGGAACAACUGUGCAUUCUUAGAAUCCUCUGCAAAAUCAAAAAUAAAUGUUAAUGAGAUCUUUUAUGACCUAGUGCGGCAAAUUAACAGAAAAACUCCAGUGCCUGGGAAGGCCCGCAAAAAGUCAUCAUUUCAGCUGCUUUAAUAUACUAAAUGCAUUGUAGCUCUGAGCCAGGUCUGAAGAACUGUUGCCCAAUUCAACAGUGCCAGCAUUCCAACUUUGUUAAACCUACCAACAUCUUAAAUGGACUUUCUGUGGUGGUACCCUUUAAGAGGCGGAUGAAAGCUACUACAUCAGUUUGCACAUUCUAAUCACUUUCCAGUAUCACAAGAGAGAUUUUCACUUAUAUAAUAGUCCUAGAGU